This is a messenger RNA of Lasiodiplodia theobromae, 2421 nucleotides long. RefSeq names its product Molybdenum cofactor sulfurase. Bases 1 to 2421 code for a protein of 806 amino acids. The transcript has 2 exons. Gene Ontology annotation, biological process: Mo-molybdopterin cofactor biosynthetic process. The record is from RefSeq and is a predicted model, not a curated record. Gene Ontology annotation, molecular function: pyridoxal phosphate binding; molybdenum cofactor sulfurtransferase activity; molybdenum ion binding. NCBI's taxonomy places the organism in Eukaryota, Fungi, Ascomycota, Dothideomycetes, Botryosphaeriales, Botryosphaeriaceae.
AUGCUGUCGCACUUCAGAUCCCAGCUCAUCGCCACCGCAGGCGCCUACAACCGUGGAGUGGACGAUAUCCGUGCGAUGGAGUUCCCUAUGCUCAAAGACUCUGUCUACCUCGACCAUGCCGGCACCACGCUUUACCCUAAAUCCCUGAUCGAUCGCUUCUCCGCUGACAUGAUCGGCAACCUGUACGGAAACCCGCACUCGGCGUCCAGCGCAUCCCAGCUGUCGGCGCGGCGCAUAGAGGAUGCCCGUCUGCGCCUGCUGCACAUGUUCCACGCCGAUCCGGAAGACUUCGACGUCAUUUUCGUGGCAAACGCCACUGCAGGCGUCAAGCUUGUGCUGGAGGCGUUUCGUGACCAACCCAGAGGCUUCUCUUACGCCUACCACCGAGAAUGCCAUACGAGUCUACUUGGGGUGCGGGAGCUGGCCAGCCAACACCGCUGUUUCUCCUCAGACGACGAGGUGGAGCAGUGGCUGACGCACAAGCCCCAGCAGGACAUCUCGCCCGACGCCCCCGUGGAGCUUUUUGCCUACCCCGCACAGUCGAACAUGAACGGACGCCGUCUACCUCUGGAUUGGUGCGCUAGAGCACGAGUCGCUCAACUGAGCGUGAAGCAGGCCACAUACAGCCUCCUGGAUGCGGCUGCGUUUGUUUCGACUUCACCGCUAGACUUUCGCGAGUCUGAGAUGGCCCCGGAUUUCACGGUCCUAAGUCUGUACAAGGUGUUCGGCUUCCCGGAUCUCGGAGCGAUGAUCGUCCGCAAGACGGCCGCCGCCAUCUUCGAAAAGAGGCGGUAUUUCGGCGGCGGGACGGUGGACAUGGUAGUUUGUUUGAAGGAACAGUGGCACGCCAAAAAAGAAGAAUCACUGCAUGAUCAUCUCGAAGAUGGAACCCUGCCCAUCCACAGCAUCAUGGCGCUCCACUCGGCCAUGGAUGUGCACCAGAAGCUGUUCGGGAGCCUGGAGCGCGUCUCGCGUCACGCCAUGUUCCUUGCAAAAAGACUUUUCGACGGGCUGUCAUCCCUCCGGCAUGGGAACGGCUUGCCCGUGUGUCAGAUAUACGCCGAUGCGUCGAAUGCCUACAGCGAUUCCAAAAAACAGGGUCCAAUCGUUGCUUUCAACAUUCGCAACAGCCAGGGAGCAUGGGCCAGUAACUUCGAAGUCGAGCGGUUAGCAUCCAUCAAGAACAUCCAAUUGAGGACAGGAGGCCUCUGUAACCCAGGCGGCAUAGCCGCAGCGUUGGAUUUGUCGCCGUGGGAGAUGAAGGAGAACUUCUCGGCUGGGCAGCGCUGUGGAAAUGAAAACGACGUUAUGGGCGGCAAGCCGACAGGCAUGAUCCGCGUGAGCGUGGGAGCGCCGAGCACCACGACGGACGUCGACAGAUUUUUGGAGUUUGUGCGGGAAUUCUUUGUGGAAACGACAGACGUUGAGGCGCCAUUGGCCGAGUCAGGGGCAAGAAGGGCAGACAGCAGGUUCUACGUGGAAAGCCUGGCCAUCUAUCCGAUCAAGAGCUGUGCCGGGUGGAAGAUACCGGCAGGCAAGGCUUGGGAGGUGCGCAAGGAAGGGCUUGCUUGGGAUCGCGAAUGGUGCCUGGUGCACCGGGGCAGCGGGGCAGCGUUGAGCCAGAAGAAGUACCCACGCAUGGCCUUGAUUCGACCGAGCAUCGAUUUGGAGCAGGGAUGCCUCCGUGUGCGAAGUGCGUCAUCGGACACGGCUUCAGAGAUCUGCAUCCCACUCUCCGCAGAUCCUUCGUAUUUUGCCGGGCCCAACGGACACAAGUCGGCGAUCUCAACACGUGUGUGCGGAGACGUGGUAGCCGCGCAGCGCUACGCAUCGAGCAGGGUUUCUGACUUCUUCAGCCAGGCGUUGGGGGUUGAUUGCACGCUGGCGCGAUUCCCAGCCGCCGGUGGCACAGGCGCUUCGACGAGGCACGCGAAGGCGCACCUCCAGCAGACGAUGCCAGGCGCGUUCCCCGACGCGGCGCGGCCAAUCCUGCUGUCGAACGAGAGCCCGAUCCUGGUCAUCUCGCGCUCCAGCGUUAACCGGCUCAACGAGCAGAUCAAGGCGGGCGGCGGCAAGGCAGCCGAGGCCGAGGUGUUCAGGGCCAACGUGGUGAUAGCAGAGCGGCUGCACAGCCGGCCCGGCGGCGAGCAGCCUUACGCGGAGGACUCAUGGCAGGGGAUUGCGGUGGGGCAGCAGCGGUUCCAGCUGCUUGGGGCUUGCCGGCGGUGCCAGAUGGUGUGCAUCGACCAGCAGGCGGGGACGAAGAACGAGGAGCCGUUCGUGACGCUGGCAAAGACGCGGCGGCGGGAGGGCAAGGUGUACUUUGGGCAGCACGCGUGCCAUGUUCCGUGGCAGGCGGAGGGGUCGGUGCUGGCGCAGCAUCCCACCAUCUCCGUCGGCGACGCAGUGGUGCCGGAGUGA